Messenger RNA from Drosophila ananassae, 1070 nucleotides. RefSeq names its product lysozyme S. Bases 595 to 1017 code for a protein of 140 amino acids. Gene Ontology annotation, molecular function: lysozyme activity. The transcript has a single exon. NCBI's taxonomy places the organism in Eukaryota, Metazoa, Arthropoda, Insecta, Diptera, Drosophilidae. The record is from RefSeq and is a predicted model, not a curated record.
GUGGUAGAGUUUUGGGCCCAAAAUGCCAGCCUGCUCUAUAUGGGGCUACGACUACUCGAACCGAACAAUGAUCCCCUUCUAAGCCGAUUCAAAGCAACGUCAUUGUUGAUAUAACAGCAAUUAUGCUAAUCAGUUGGAGGGCGCGUCGAGGUCUCUACACCUUUCUCCUUGUGAUUCAAUGAACUUCAGCUCCGGAGCCAAAACAAUCCAAACAAUGACGAAAUCUCUGUUUAGCACUCGAUUGCCAAGGUAGUUGAUAAGCCGAUUUUGGCUGGCUUAUCUUGGCCAAAAGCUCUGGCUUUUAUAUUUUGGCCUAAAACUAUGCUGUUCCCAGAGUUGAGUAGAGUUCUUUUGUAUUUUUUAAGAUGGUACCUUUAGAUGUACCCGUUGAGCUGAUAAAGUUGUUUUCGUUUCAUUUUAUAUUAUUUUUUCUUUGAAUGAAAUAUUUAAAUCUACCUCUUAAUUAAAUUUCUAUCUCUGAGCACUUUUUGGCUGAUAAUUCAAGGGCUGAUAGCCGGAGAAUGUGGAGUGUUGGAUUCGCCAAUAAAUAGCCAGGUCAGAACUAAACCAGACCAAACAGUUUAAGGAAUCAACAUGAAGGCAUUCAUCGUUUUGGUGGCUCUGGCCUGUGCCGCUCCAGCUUUCGCCGGUCGCACCCUCGACCGCUGCUCCCUCGCCAGGGAGAUGUCCAACCUGGGCGUUCCCCGUGACCAGCUGGACAAGUGGACCUGCAUUGCCCAGCACGAGAGCGACUACCGCACCUGGGUGGUCGGCCCGGCCAACUCUGACGGAUCCAACGACUACGGUAUCUUCCAGAUCAACGAUCUGUACUGGUGCCAGCCUGAGGGACGCUUCUCCUACAACGAGUGCGGCCUGAGCUGCAACGCCCUCCUCUCCGACGACAUCACCAACUCCGUCCGUUGCGCCCAGAAGGUCCUCAGCCAGCAGGGCUGGUCCGCCUGGUCCACCUGGCACUACUGCAGCGGAUGGUUGCCGUCCAUUGAUGAGUGCUUCUAAGCGACUUCGACCUGGAAUUAAUAAAAACAAAAUGAUGCUUAUGGAAAAAAAAA